GGCGCUAUGGCGGGCCGGCGCGGGGCACUGAUCGUGCUGGAGGGUGUGGACCGCGCGGGCAAGAGCACGCAGAGCCGCAAGCUGGUGUCCGCCCUGUGCGCGGCCGGCCACCGCGCGGAGCUGCUGCGCUUUCCUGAAAGAUCAACGGAAAUUGGCAAACUUAUCAGUUCCUACUUGGAGAAGAAAAGUGAAUUGGAGGAUCACUCAGUGCAUCUGCUUUUCUCUGCCAACCGCUGGGAACAAGUGCCAUUAAUUAAGGAGAAGCUGUGCCAAGGUGUGACCCUGGUUGUGGACAGAUACGCGUUUUCUGGUGUUGCCUUCACAAGCGCUAAGGAGAAUUUUUCCCUAGAUUGGUGCAAGCAGCCGGAUGUGGGUCUGCCUAAGCCUGAUCUGAUCCUGUUCCUUCAGUUACAACUGGCAGAUGCUGCCACACGGGGGGAGUUUGGCCGUGAGCGGUACGAGGAGAAGACCUUCCAGGAGCGGGCCUUGUGCAGCUUCCAGCAGCUCAUGAGGGACUCGACUUUGAACUGGAAGGUGGUCGACGCUUCCAGGAGCAUCAAGGAUGUCCAUGAGGAAAUCUGCUUGUUGUCUGAGGCUGCCAUCCUUGGGGCAGCACAGAGGCCCCUCGGGGAGCUGUGGCAGUGAACCUGGCACCACCAAGACACGUGCACCAGGCCCUUUGAACACUCGGUGGCAUUCCAAUUUUGGUUUAGAGACCUGCAGGGCUCCUCUGCGACUUGAGGCUGGGCUGUACAGAGACAAACAUGGCAGAGUCCUGGCUGUGUGGGCUCCAGGCAGUAUCAUGGAAUUAUCUUCUGGCUUGCUACUCAUUUUAGUACUAAAAAAAAUGAGCAAGUUUAUAAUAGAAAUU
Messenger RNA from Octodon degus (degu), 871 nucleotides. RefSeq names its product deoxythymidylate kinase (gene Dtymk). NCBI's taxonomy places the organism in Eukaryota, Metazoa, Chordata, Mammalia, Rodentia, Octodontidae. Gene Ontology annotation, biological process: dTDP biosynthetic process; dTTP biosynthetic process; dUDP biosynthetic process. The record is from RefSeq and is a predicted model, not a curated record. Gene Ontology annotation, molecular function: ATP binding; dTMP kinase activity. Gene Ontology annotation, cellular component: nucleus; cytoplasm; mitochondrion. Bases 7 to 645 code for a protein of 212 amino acids. The transcript is spliced from 5 exons.